AUGAUCGCGGGAGGAACCGAUCUUCUCGGCGAGCUCAAGGAGUAUAUUGAAACGCCGAAGAAGGUGGUCAACCUCAAAUCUAUCCCCGGUCUGGAUGAGAUUAAAGCGGACUCAUCGGGCUUAACCAUCGGCGCGCUCGUGACACUCACUGACAUCGCUGCACAUACAACCAUUCAGCACCAUUACACCGUUCUGGCAGAGGCUGCUGCCUCCGUCGCAUCGCCACAGAUUCGGAACGUUGGUACGCUUGGCGGUAACCUGUGUCAGCGUCCCCGCUGCUGGUACUAUCGUAAUCCCGACAUUAUCUGCCUGAAAAAGGGCGGCGAUACCUGCUACGCAAUCGAGGGGUUGAACAAGUAUCACGCAAUCUUUGGUGGGGGUCCUGUCUAUAUCGUCCAUCCGUCUGAUACGGCACCGGCACUCAUCGCCCUCGGUGCUACGGUCAAGAUUGUCGGACCCAACGGAGAUAGGACGAUGCCGUUAGAGGAUUUCUUCGUCCUGCCCGACGUCAACCCGCAACGUGAAAAUGUGCUUGAACCGAACGAGGUCCUCACGGAGGUGCAUGUCCCUCAACCGAAGGCGCACACAAAGAGCACUUACGUCAAGAUCCGUGAACGCGGUUCUUUCGACUUUGCGUUGGUGAGCGUUGCCGCUAAUUUCGAGAUGAACGGUGGGAACUUGCAGCAAGGCAAACGUCGUCCUCGGUGGGGUCGCUCCUAUCCCUUGGCGUUCCAAGGAAGCUGA
Messenger RNA from Geodia barretti, 744 nucleotides. The record is from the annotation of a GenBank genome assembly. NCBI's taxonomy places the organism in Eukaryota, Metazoa, Porifera, Demospongiae, Tetractinellida, Geodiidae.